Messenger RNA from Aspergillus tanneri, 978 nucleotides. It is a transcript of the gene ILV6, whose product is annotated as acetolactate synthase regulatory subunit. Gene Ontology annotation, cellular component: acetolactate synthase complex; mitochondrial nucleoid. Lineage: Eukaryota; Fungi; Ascomycota; Eurotiomycetes; Eurotiales; Aspergillaceae. The transcript is spliced from 2 exons. Gene Ontology annotation, molecular function: acetolactate synthase regulator activity. The record is from RefSeq and is a predicted model, not a curated record. Gene Ontology annotation, biological process: branched-chain amino acid biosynthetic process. The coding region runs from base 1 to 978 and encodes 325 amino acids.
AUGGCUUUCCGGCAUCCUAUGAUGCUGUCCACGACAGCAUCGGUGCCCUUUCGAUCGGUAGCCUCCAGAACCUCUAAAAUUGCGGCGACCCUUCCUCGAUUCACCACGUCUCGCGCCUCGUCCAGUUCGACCUCGGCCCUGGCCUACAAGGCUUUGCAUCGUCGUUCCCCUCUUCCGCUGCCUGUGUCGGAUGCCUCCCCGCAAUGGGAUGCCCCUACGGCCGUCUCGUCGAUCUUGUACGAGACCCCCGUUGCCCCGACGAACCCUCCGAAGCGGCAUAUUCUGAAUUGCCUCGUGCAGAAUGAGCCCGGUGUGCUCUCCCGGGUGUCGGGAAUUCUGGCGGCUCGGGGCUUCAAUAUUGACAGCUUGGUUGUUUGCAACACCGAGGUCGAGGAUCUGUCUCGCAUGACCAUCGUGUUGCAGGGACAGGACGGUGUCGUGGAGCAGGCCCGUCGGCAACUGGACGAUCUUGUUCCUGUCUGGGCGGUUCUAGACUACACAGAUUCGGCGCUGGUGCAGCGCGAACUGCUGUUGGCGAAGGUUAGCAUUCUGGGUCCUGAGUUUUUCGAGGAGCUGCUUCAACACCACCGCGAGAUCACAACCCCCGGCGAGACGGCCGAUGGCCAGAAGGACAAGGUCGCCCAGGCUCAGAUCCAAAAGCCUGAAUUCCACCCUCGUAAUCUGCCUCCCAGUCAGGCCCUGAGACACAAACAUGAGCAUCUCGAUGCUAUUACUCGCUUGACUCAUCAGUUUGGCGGCAAGGUUUUGGACAUCAGUACCAAUAACUGCAUCGUGGAGCUUUCCGCCAAACCCACCCGGAUUGACUCGUUCAUGAAGCUCAUCGGUCCCUUCGGUAUUCUAGAGUCCACCCGAACCGGCCUGAUGGCCCUUCCCCGUUCUCCUCUCUUCGAGCCCAAUGAGGAGAUUGAGAAGGAGGCUUCUGACGUGGUUGAUGCAAGCACCCUUCCUCCUGGUUAG